AUUUAGCAUUUAGAAUUUUUUUCCCAAGGCUGAAAAACUCUGACCGAGUCCGAGAGGCAUCAUGGCGACACUGGAUUCCGACGUGACCGUGUUUCCGGCCGGCGAAGCCUCCAGCAGCGCCGGUCCUUCUUCGUCCACCAAGAAGCCGAAGCGUUUCGAGAUCAAGAAGUGGAAUGCGGUUUCCCUCUGGGCUUGGGAUAUUGUCGUGGAUAAUUGCGCUAUUUGUCGGAACCAUAUCAUGGAUCUCUGUAUUGAGUGCCAGGCCAACCAGGCUAGCGCCACUAGCGAGGAAUGCACUGUAGCUUGGGGAGUUUGUAACCAUGCUUUUCACUUCCAUUGCAUAAGCCGAUGGCUCAAGACCCGUCAAGUAUGUCCUCUAGUGUUUUGUUUUUUUGGUGGUAUAGAUAAUAGCGAGUGGGAAUUUCAGAAAUACGGUCACUAGAACUUUGAUGCGGCUGAGCUACUUCCAACUUGGACAUUUGGAUUGUAGCAUUUCUAUCAAAUUUAUAGCUCUACAUAACUGCUGAUAAAAAAAAAAAAUAGCUCUACAUUACUUGUUGUCUUUUGCUUGCCUAUUGGAAUUUUAUUCAGAAGAGUCACUUCUAAAUGCUUUCGAUCCACAUCAUUAUUUCUAACUGUGGCAAAUACGGUGGUGUUAAUUCACUCAAUGACAAAAGAUUUAUGGAAUAUUAUAGCAUGCAAAUAA
Messenger RNA from Glycine soja, 706 nucleotides. RefSeq names its product RING-box protein 1a. Gene Ontology annotation, cellular component: nucleus; cullin-RING ubiquitin ligase complex. Gene Ontology annotation, molecular function: ubiquitin protein ligase activity; cullin family protein binding; zinc ion binding. Lineage: Eukaryota; Viridiplantae; Streptophyta; Magnoliopsida; Fabales; Fabaceae. The coding region runs from base 62 to 442 and encodes 126 amino acids. The transcript has 5 exons. The record is from RefSeq and is a predicted model, not a curated record. Gene Ontology annotation, biological process: ubiquitin-dependent protein catabolic process; protein ubiquitination.